GAAAAGAAGAAAGUGGAAGAUGAACUCGCAAAACAAAGGAAUGCUAUUGCCAAAGUGUUGGAGGGCUUAGGAAUCACAGCAUCUCAACUUCCUGAUACGAGUGCCUUGGAUGAACAAACCACUGCAUUCUUUCUAGCAGCAGACUCUGUUGAAUCUUCUGUCAAGUCUGUUUCCAAUGAUGGGCAGGGGGACCCAAUCGAUUGCCAUGGAGACUUCUCCAAUGGACAUCUCUAUCACUGCUGCAGGUUCACCUAUAAAAGGACCCAUUGUCACUCAUCAAUUGAGGUCAACUACGCAAGAGGUGGCAGAAGAAAGAGAUAAGCGUAUUGUGACUAAACCAAUUAUUGAAGUUCGCAAGGCUGGUAGAAAGAUUGUGCGGCCUCGUCUUGAAUGGUCUGCAGAGACUUCAACAGAUGUUGAUAUGGCUGGUGCCGAAGGCAGUGCAACCGAGGAAGGAAGAGCUCUUUUAUCUCAUGAACCUGAACCUCCAGGUGUUUCUUCUGCACCAACUCAACCAUCUUUAAGCCGUAAACGCCCUGCCUCAUCAUCAGCAUCAGACCUAAGAGAAUCUAGUGCUCCAGAUGAGGCAUCUGAUGUCGUCAAUCAACUCAAGAGGUCUAGGGAAUCAGAACCCACACAAGAAGCUGGUGAAGAACCACCAUCAGUGGAAGCUUCUGAUACUUUACAGCUGUCGGCUCCUUUAGUUGUUGAUAUCUCGGAUACACAACUACCUGUUGAUGGCAUUGACGCUGAUCCAGCCUUAGCAUCCCAAACUGAGGCUGAAACUGCGGAUGCAGGAAAACCGGAGGAAUUGGAGGUUAGUACUAAAGUAGAAACAGAAGUCCAAAGGACGACCCUGGAUAGUGCCAGUCAAGAUGUGCCUCAAGAUGAAGGUGAUGCUGCUAUUGAAGAUACGGAAAAACAAAGAGCAGCAACUGAUUCACUUGAUGAUGCACCAAAGCUUGAAGGAAAUGAUGUGCUGCAGCCUGCAGUUGACAGUGAAGAGGGAAGGGAAGAGGGUGAACUGGUAUCGGAUGAGUCUGAUCAACUGCAGCAACAAGAAGAGCCCAGUCUUGUUGAAGGCGCCCAUGAUUCUAUACCCAGUGAUGGAGGUGCCAAUGGAGAUGAAACUGGGGAAAUAUCUGACCUUGCUGAGGUUUCAAAUGAAAAGUCUGAGAGUGCUGAGAUCAUGGAAGAUUCGGCUGAAGCUUCUGACAAGCCUACUGGUAACAACAAUGAUCCCAUUGCUUCUGAUCUUGAACAAAGUCCUCAACCAUCAAGCAAGACACGUGAAGGAUCGCCAAGCAAUAUCACAGUUUCUUCUGUUACUGAUCCCCAGACUUCUGUCACUACUGCUGAGAGUGAAGAACAAAGGAGCGGACAAACUAUAUCCAUCAGAGACAGAGCUAGACGAAAUGCUGCGUUGAGACAAGCGCGAAUAGCCACUCCACCACCCUCUGCUACACAAGCGGGAAUAGCCACUACACCACCCUUUCCUACACAAGCGGGAAUAGCAACUCCACCACCCUCUGCUACACGAGGAAGAGGUGCUACCAGGGGUUACCGGGCAGCUCGAGGGCGACGAGGGUCAGCUUUUGGUGAUAGAAAACAAAGUUGAAACUAUGGCAGUUUAGAAGAAAACUUGGAAACCUAGAUAGGUUGUCCAUUAUGUUUUGUGAAGCUGUGGCAUGGUUUGGUAAAAUGCUAGGUGAGGUGGAAGAAUGGUUUGAGUCCUUUCACUCCUACAUUUUUUGAAACUUUGAAAACUAAUGCUAUUUAUACAAACUCAGUGUCGGAACUCUGAAAAGUAACGGUAUUUGUUCAUAAUCAUUGAUGGCUUUGGAAUUCUCGUGCAAAAUCUUGAAAGCCACUCUUUAAUAAUAUCUUCUCAUAAAACCCAUGUAAAAUUGAAA
Molecule: messenger RNA, 1913 nt
Organism: Dioscorea cayenensis subsp. rotundata (Guinea yam)
Lineage: Eukaryota; Viridiplantae; Streptophyta; Magnoliopsida; Dioscoreales; Dioscoreaceae
Product: nuclear-pore anchor-like
Exons: 4
Coding region: 176-1618 (480 amino acids)
Biological process (GO): mRNA export from nucleus
Cellular component (GO): nuclear pore
Molecular function (GO): structural constituent of nuclear pore
Source: RefSeq, a predicted model, not a curated record